Molecule: messenger RNA, 1029 nt
Organism: Caenorhabditis briggsae
Lineage: Eukaryota; Metazoa; Nematoda; Chromadorea; Rhabditida; Rhabditidae
Exons: 3
Coding region: 1-1029 (342 amino acids)
Source: RefSeq, a predicted model, not a curated record
AUGAAUUCUACACGCAUCUCUCAUGCCGGAUACUUUGACUCUCCGGAAUUUUUAUCAUUGGUUCUCCACAUCAAUACAAUUAUCUCCACACCGAUUCAUCUAUUCGGAUUCUACUGUAUUAUAUGGAAAACUCCGAUAGCUAUGAAAUCUGCGAAACUGUAUCUGCUGAAUUUGCAUAUCUGGGUUGUUUUGUUUGAUUAUUCGUUAAGUACUCUAACCAUUCCAUUUUUGCUAUUACCUCAUUUCGCUGUUUAUACUCUGGGGGUGUUCAGUUGGUUUCAUGUACCGUAUUGGUUCCAGAUUACAAUGAUUUUCUUUUUUUUUGCAAAUAUGGUCGUCUCAAUUGUUACAAUUUUUGAAAGCCGUUUUUAUACAGUUUGCCAAUUUGCUUGGAAGCCUUACUGGAAACGUUGGCGCAAAGUCGGGAUCACCAUUUACCACGUUGUUUAUAGUUGUUUAGUAAUACCAUUCGUUUUCUUGGCACCUGAUCAGGAAACAGCAAUAAGAAGUGUUUUCGCGAAACUCCCACGCCUACCUCAAUACAUUUAUGAAGCCAAUAUCUACGUCCUAUGUGAAGACUAUACUUACCAUUUGUUCUCGUUGGUGGCGAUUCUCAUUUCUGCCUUUGUCAUGGUUUUCUCAUUCUCAAUUCUUCUGAUGUGGAAUGCAGUAGUUCAACUAAAAAGCCGAACCAUGUCCCAAAAGACUUUUCAACUUCAGAAAUCAUUUCUCAUAUCUUUAGGAAUUCAAAUAUUAAUUCCUGUUUGCACGUUCGCACUACCUGGUAUUUAUUUAUGGAUUUCAAUUUUGGUGGACUAUUACGAUCAGUCGCUUAACCAUUUCACAGUAUGUUUAUUUUCCAUACAUGGGUUUCUGUCUUCGAUGGUCAUGACAUUAGUGCAUCGCCCUUAUCGAGAAGCAUUAUUUAGUUUCUUCUCGAAGAAGGCGUCAACGAGAUCCAACGAGAAUUCUACUAGAAGAUUUGCCCGGUUUAAUCACGCCGUUUCUGUUGGAGUUAUUGCAACUUGA